AUGUGCAAGCGCAAGUUCGACUCUGAGGAUGCCUGCGAGGACCGUAGCGCCAAGCAGCUCAAGCUGGUGCCCUUUCCAAAUUACCAGAAUGACAUGGACGUCGAUAUGUCAGACUCGUCGUCCUCCGUCCCCUCGCCGUACACGCCCUCAAACGACAACUUCCACUAUCGUCACGAUUCCGGCGCCAGCGCAUACUCGUCGUCGUCUGAGGGUGCCUCAUUCCCCUCUUUCAACGUUCGUCCCGAGCCCUUCUUCCACCCUGACGGCUCCGUCAAUGUCGACUCGCACAACUUCUCCCGCAUCGCCACCCCUCCCCGCGAAGUCGGCCUCAUCCAACCGAAGUCUAGCUUCAUGCACAACGGUUCCUGCACCCAGAUUCCCAAGCUCCGUAUCGCCUGCUCAUCCGGUCUCAAUGGCUCACGGACGAUGUGGUCUCACUGCGAACAAUGUGGCGCCAUCGAGAUGCUCGACCCCGACUACUAG
Molecule: messenger RNA, 483 nt
Organism: Peniophora sp. CBMAI 1063
Lineage: Eukaryota; Fungi; Basidiomycota; Agaricomycetes; Russulales; Peniophoraceae
Source: the annotation of a GenBank genome assembly